Molecule: messenger RNA, 1024 nt
Organism: Sardina pilchardus (European sardine)
Lineage: Eukaryota; Metazoa; Chordata; Actinopteri; Clupeiformes; Clupeidae
Gene: snx22
Product: sorting nexin 22
Exons: 6
Coding region: 153-752 (199 amino acids)
Molecular function (GO): phosphatidylinositol phosphate binding
Source: RefSeq, a predicted model, not a curated record
GGGUUAGACUUCACGAGGAAAUGCUGAGAUUUGAAAAGGUCCACAGACAGACGGACGCACCACAAAGUUGGCUAUUAAAGACCUAGGGUUAGUUCUACAUCAGACAUAAACUAGACGGGUAACGAAAGUUAGUUUGAGUUAGAUGUUUUGCUAUGUGGGAAUGGGAAUACUUUUGUCCGAUGAUAGAGGUGUCUAUUCCAUCUUUGGAGAGAGAAAUGGACAUGUCCGGAAAAGAAAGAAAACUUUACAGAGUUGAAGUCUUAUUCAAUGGAAGGAAACAUUAUGUUCUGCGGCGCCACAGUGAUUUCCAGAACCUCCACAGAAAGCUCAAGAAAAUUCUGAUGAUUCCUGAGUUUCCAAGCAAAAGGAAUCCUCACCUCAGAACCAAGCCCUUGGAUCAAAGGAAACAAGAGCUAGAAAUGUACAUACAGGAGAUCUUGCAACAAAAUGAAGCUGUCCCCCAAGAACUUUUGGAUUUCCUUCAGAUCAGGCAUUUCCACUCGAUGAACAAAGCUGACAGCACGGAGUACGUGGAUGAAUGCUGUCAACUGAUUCAACAAUGUGUGGUGACAUUUGCUAAAGAUCCCUUUUUUCUGGAUGCAUGCCAAGGUUUGCCUGAUGUGGUGGUUGAUGGCGUCCUUCAGGGUUUGUACCCAAAGGACAACAGAGUCAUCAUUGGAGCAGACUCUAGCUGUGACCGUUCAGCUCAGGAAGAGCCUGCUCCUCUACCUCUCAUCCCAUCCAUCACUUGAGAGGAGCAUUUCUUGAUAUUCAGAAAUAUUCUAGGGCGUAACAGGACUUCUGUUCCAAUGGUUAUCAUUAGUUCAAGUCAGUCCAGUUCUGUUUGCAGCAGUUUUUCGAACCCUUUCACAUGAGUAUUACUUAUUUACCCAGUAAAUAAGUGAUAAAUUAUAUAUUGUUUCCUAAUGUGUGUCAAUAUUUCCAAUUAUGAAUUUGACUUGUGAAUUAUACUGUAUUUUGAGCUAUUAAACACCUAAAAUAGCUGAUGCACAUAAGCCCAGUG